Molecule: messenger RNA, 663 nt
Organism: Haemonchus placei
Lineage: Eukaryota; Metazoa; Nematoda; Chromadorea; Rhabditida; Trichostrongylidae
Source: the annotation of a GenBank genome assembly
AGUAGUUGCUCUCUGAAUCGAAAAUUCGAACUGACCCUUAUGCGCUCCCUGUAUAUUCAAAUCCAAGAGACGCCAAAUCCAUUGUCAUUAAAGUUUCUACCAGGUCAAGCAAUUCUUGAUGUACCAAGAACAUAUGAAUUCACCUCUGUCGCAGCGGCAAAAGAUAGUCCACUCGCUAGAGAAUUGUUCCACAUUAAUGGCGUACGCUCGGUUUUUUUCGGAGAGGAUUUCGUUACGGUCACAAAGAAAGAUGAAGAAAUCGACUGGGCGCUCAUACGAGCGGAAAUUUUGUCGACUAUAACCAAUUUCAUGGAGUCAGGAAAACCGGUAAUCGAUGAGGGUGGAUCAGUGAUUAAUGAAGACGACGAUGACACGGUGGCAAUGAUCAAAGAGCUGCUAGACUCAAGAGUACGGCCAAUGGUACAGGAAGAUGGCGGUGAUGUUAAAUACAUGGGAUUCAAAGACGGCGUUGUCAAAUUGAAAUUGAAAGGAUCGUGUACGGGCUGCCCCAGUUCUUCAGUCACGUUGAAGUCUGGAAUCCAAAAUAUGUUGCAGUUUUACGUUCCAGAGGUAAAGGAGGUGAUAGAAGUAACCGAUGAGGCUGAUGACCUCGUACAACAGGAGUUGGAAAAAUUCGAAAAAUCUCGAGGUAUUACUGACUAA